Molecule: messenger RNA, 1263 nt
Organism: Ananas comosus (pineapple)
Lineage: Eukaryota; Viridiplantae; Streptophyta; Magnoliopsida; Poales; Bromeliaceae
Product: nuclear transcription factor Y subunit C-2-like
Exons: 1
Coding region: 602-973 (123 amino acids)
Biological process (GO): regulation of DNA-templated transcription
Cellular component (GO): nucleus
Molecular function (GO): protein heterodimerization activity; DNA-binding transcription activator activity, RNA polymerase II-specific
Source: RefSeq, a predicted model, not a curated record
UUUUCCAAAAUUGGCCAAUUUGUUGGCAUAUUAGUGUGCCCACAAGACUCUUUUGUUGCACCAUGUGGCUUUAGACAAUGUUUAGUUUCAAGUAUUUGAGUUGAGUAUUAUUUGAGAAGCUGCUUGAUACGUAGGUAAGCCAAGACCAGGUACAUUCGCCAAAAAAAAAAAAAANAAAAAAAAAAAACAAAAAAAAAAAACAAAAAAAAGAAACAUUGAGAGCCAAUAUUUUGCACCAUAUUUAUUGUCAUACACUAUACACUUGCAACUUAGGGAAUGACCCUUUCUAUUUUUCAAUUACAACCUACAAACCACUUAAUUUUCUAUGUAUAUAUAAAAUCUCAUAUAGUAAAACAAAUCCCAUAAAUAUUUUUAUGUACUUCAAUCAAUAAAUCCACAUGUAAUGUACAACUUAUUCAACCACUCAUAUCUUUCUUUUUUGUCACCACUCCAUGAUAUUAAUUUAUUUACAUGCCGGCCCUGCAAUCCAUUUUUGGCCGGCAUUCUCUCUACUAUUAAUUAACCACCAAAUCAUUCACUUUCAUGCACACAAGUAGUGUACUUUUUCUCAGACCAAACAGUAACAAUUUGCGAGAUCGCGAUGCGGCAGGCGGGCGCGUACUCGGGUUUGCUGUCCGGCGGCAUCGGCGCCCGGACCGGCCCGCACUCUCUGCCGCUCGCGAGGAUAAAGAAGAUAAUGAAGCGGUCGGCGUCGGGGUCGACGGCGGCGGGGGACGAGGUGCGGAUGAUAUCCGGCGAGGCGCCGAUUGUGUUCUCCAAGGCCUGCGAGCUCUUCGUCGAGGAGCUCACGCGGCGGGCGUGGGCCGUCACGGUCCGCGGGAAGCGGCGGACCCUCCACAAGGACGACGUGGCCGCCGCCAUCGCCGCCACCGACAUAUUCGACUUUCUCGUCGAGCUGGUCUCAGAGUCUAACGGCAACAGCAGCGGCGGCAGCGGGCGGGUUCUGUCGUGAGGUGACCUGCCUCAUGACAAUUAGUAAUUCAGGUGCAGUGCGUACUAACAAAAUAAAUUUUAAAGCUUAAUCUCAAUUAUUUAUCACUCUUUAAAUAGAAAGAACGAUAGAUCAUCACACGAAUGAUUAGUGAGGUUUCAAACCACGAUAUAAUGUGAAUUAGUGAUGAACGACUAAGAUCGGGCCUUUAAUGUUUAAUUUAUUAGUGUGUCCUUCGUCAUCGUAAGCAAGACACAUUAUCUUUGGAAUGUAUUUACUUUGGUUGUAGCAUACAAAGAAUAUGAAGAUAA